Messenger RNA from Thlaspi arvense, 684 nucleotides. Lineage: Eukaryota; Viridiplantae; Streptophyta; Magnoliopsida; Brassicales; Brassicaceae. The record is from the annotation of a GenBank genome assembly.
AUGCCAAGUUGGGGCUUCAUCGGAAAAAGCUUCCAGCUCCAUCGCUUAAAGUAUUUCAACACGAGUCUUCAUUGUGGUGCUGCUUCGUAUUACAUUACUUUGUCUGCACGGGUUCCAGCCAGCGGUUUGGAGCAACUCUUUCAGGUUAAAGUCGAUGAAGAAUGUCUUGGUGUUUUAGAUCUGACAUGCCCUAUUGCUAGACCCCUAGUGACAGAGAGUUCAGAGAAGGUUGAGCAGGAACCAGUGUGUGGUUUUGGUUUGCACAAACCAAGAUUGCCUCAUUGGCCUUCGUCAGAGAGUGCUUUCAACGAUACAGCACGGUUUUACCUGGUGAAGGAAUCAGAGUUGCGAUGCAAUGAUUGGAUUUCUACGUAUGUGGAACUUGCAAUCUGCACUUCCGUUAGGAGUAUUGAAGAUCGCCAUCUGUCCCUGUUCGAGCUGGAGAUUGUGCAAGUAGCUAUAGAAGCUCUUGAAGAUGUGGAGCCGCCCAGCCUCGACACAAAAAAUGCAGUCUUUUACAUAGUUUAUAAAGACUUGGCCAAAGCUCGGACUGGUGAGCCUUGCGAUCGCAAAGUUAUAGUUCGACGCCUCAUCGACGAGGAGGCUACAGGAACAUUGGCUCUCAAGGGCAAGUCUGGAGCGAAGAAGAAAAAGAAGCGUCAAGAGAAGAAGAUAAAGCUUUGA